Microstroma glucosiphilum is the source of this 891-nucleotide messenger RNA. Its product is annotated as DUF1753-domain-containing protein. The record is from RefSeq and is a predicted model, not a curated record. The transcript has 4 exons. Gene Ontology annotation, biological process: inositol phosphoceramide metabolic process. Gene Ontology annotation, molecular function: inositol phosphoceramide synthase regulator activity. Bases 1 to 891 code for a protein of 296 amino acids. NCBI's taxonomy places the organism in Eukaryota, Fungi, Basidiomycota, Exobasidiomycetes, Microstromatales, Microstromataceae. Gene Ontology annotation, cellular component: inositol phosphoceramide synthase complex; Golgi membrane.
AUGGCCAUCAGUCCCUCCUUCCACCGCUACAGCCUCUUCUCGUCUUUCCUCUUCCUCCUCGACCUCAAGGCGGGAUGUACUAUCCUGACCCUCUUCAAUCUCUUCAAUAAGAGUGCAGGCGUAUUCGGUCUUCUGGCCAUCUUCCAGGGAGGAACGCUGGCUCAGCUCACGCUGUAUGCUUACAGCUUGGGUACAAUCUUCAUCAGUCUGUGGGGUCUACGAGGGAUCAGUGAGGAGUCAGCCCCUACUGUCCUCUUGUAUGCCCAUAUGUACUUGGCCGACCAUCUCGUCUCAUCUCUGUGGUCAUUCUACUUCUUCCAGGUCGUCUACCACUACACCGAGCACAAUGGCCAGCCGCCUCCGCUCUCGAAAUAUCAAGAAGGACUCAUGUCUCUGAUUGAGUCGAUUGAGUCCCAAUACGAGACCAAGGGUGUUCAUCAUGUUCCGCUAGUAGGUGACGCGAGGGUGGAAGCAGCUCAGCAAGUAUGGAGGGGCGAGAGCAAUUUCUCGGGUACAGUCCUCAUCAUUGGCUGGUUCAUCAAGAUCUACUUUGCGCUCCUUCUAUACUCUUACGCUCUCCAUCUGCGUCACGGUACCUAUCAAUCACUACCCCUCUCCAAGCCUUCUGGCUCCACCACAGCAGAGAACCGCAAUGGCUAUCUGCCAGUACGGGCAUCGAUCACAAUAGAGCGCGGCGAGGGCCGUACUACUGUUCCUUCGGGAGAGAGGACAGGACCAGCGAGGACCCUCGAAGACGAAGUGUUACCAGGCUGGAGCGAUGAUGAGCUAUCCGAUGACGAAGCCGGUGCUGGUGUUGGCAAGCCUGGCCGGAAAUCUGGGGGAGGACAAGAGGGGAGAAGGACCGACAAUAGCCAGUCUGCACGGAGCUAA